CCAAAUAGCCAAAAAGUGUUAAAUAAAACAAUAAGAAAAAGGUGCAGCCGUCGCCUUUAAGCGCCACUUGAUGCCAUCGUGACACACAAAGGAGAAUCCAUUGAAAAGACAAUUGGGGGAGGCGAGAAGGACGAACGAGGUAAGCAGGGGGCGGCGGCGAUGACACUGACGCAUCCAAAGACGUUGCCACCCAGAUGACGGGCAGGGCAACAGCAGGAGGAGCCGAAGAUUCACCACCACCACCAGAGCCCCGAGGACAAAACAAACCGAUCAACGUGUCAACGCGUCGAGUAGAAUGCAAAUAGGCGCUAGGAACAGCAGCAAAAGCAGCAACAACCGCCUCCAACCACCAGAGCCUGAGCCUCAGCCUGAGCCGCCCACUGCGCCAACGAGGGAGCCACCCAGCAUCCAACUAGGCCAACAUGGCGGAUGCGGACGAUAGCAAGAGUGGCAGUGGUGGCAGUGGAAGUGGCGCCGAGUCCCUACAGCUGCUGACCAAACUGGACAAGGCCGUCUCCACCAACGAUGUCCUGCUCGAUCUCCAACGCGCCCUCACCUACGAGGCCGUCUUCAGCACCCUGGUGGAGCACAAGAUGCAGGCCCUCAAGCGGGACUACGAGGAGCACAAGAAGGCGAAGCGUCGCAAGCGAAAGUCCAUUGGUCGCAUUUUUCUCCCCCGAAAACUCUUUGGCGGCAGCGGCAGUCGCCGUUCCAGCAGGGAGGACACCCCGCCGCCACCGGAGGAACAGCACCCAGUGCAGCAGCGGCAAUCAUCACCAGCCACUAGUGGCGGCAGGACGAAGGCCAAAACAAAAGCCAAGGCCCGGACGGAUGACAUCGAGGAGGCCUCCGGUUCGAUGGCCAGCGGUUUGCAGCGAUCUCAUCCCAGACAGCCGGAGAACUUGGAAGACAGCCUGGCCAGCACGCUGAGCAACUCCUCGGGAGCCCAGCAGAGGCAGCAUAGGCACAGCCACAGCCUAUUGGUUCGAGCCCAGACCCACACGCCUGCCCACCUGGGGGAAAUGGAUGCGGAGCGGAGAUCCAUCAGCUCGGAGGGCGGGGAGGCAGUGGUGGUCAGAUCAAAGAGCCAGCUGCCCGCCAAACAUUCCACAACGAUCAACGGCGAGUCGGAACUACUGCCCCCGAUCUCCGGACACGACAAUACCUCGACGACUGCCACAGCAACUGCCACAGUGACCGCCACCGGUGGAGGCGCCUCGGGCGGAGGAGUCCUCCACAGCUCCACGCUGGCGGACGACAGCCUGACCGCCUCGCUUCGUGGAAGCCUCGAAAGCCUCUCGUACAGCAGCUCCCGCUGCACCGUCAGCUUUGGUGGAGCCGAGGUGAUGGUCGCCUCCGGCACGGAGGCGGAGUCCAGGGAGCGGGUGCGACUGGCCAAGAGACUGAGGAUCCUGGAGGCCAAGUCCAUCAGCGCCCAGUGCAGCCCCAUCUUCCCCAGGCACGUGGUACGCUCGUUUCCGCUGCAGUCGCCUCAACAAGGGCGCCUGCACAUCAAUGUUCCCUCCAGUUUGGCCAAGCCUCAGCCGCAGUUGCAGUUGCAGCAGCAGCAGCAACAGCAGCAGUUGCAACCUCACGUGGCCUUGGAGAUUGAGACGCUGCCCGCUCCGCUGCCCCAGCGAAGGCGACUGCUGCCCAAGCAGAUAUCCUGCACGGAAAGUGGGGCGGCUGGUGAUUUUAGAGUGGGCGGAGCGGAGGCCUACACCCGGUACUUCUCCCGCCAGAACACCUCGGAGGAUAGCGCCAAUGUAACGGUGAGCACGGUAUUGGCCCAAAGCGACUCCCAGUCGCUGCAUGCCACGCCCAGCUAUGCAAAUACGCCCCCGGCAACGGGCAGCAGGAUUCAGGAGCGCCGCAAGUCCCGAAGCACCGGACUGUUGGCUGUGCGUCAGCCAUAUGGAGUGGAACCCAGUGCCGUGGUGAUUGCCAUGGAGGAGGGGAGUGAGCAGAGGGCCAGGACGGGGACACUGGUGCCCGAGAAGCUGCACCGGAUGACCUCAACGUCGACGGGCUCCAGUGUGGCCGCCACCGGCUGCUGCAGUGCAACGAAGCCGAAGGAGAAGCCGAGUGAAGCCUUCAGGCCCUCCGCAAUGCCCUCCUCCUCCGCAGCAAUGGCAGCGGCCCAGAGCACGGGCAGCGACGAUGAGUAUCGCCGUCGGAAGCGGAAGUACAAGCGACAUCAUCGCUGCUCGGACCCCGCAUUGGUCUAUCCCACGCCCAACGGUCUCCAGCACUAUGUGCACGUGCUCGGCAUCAAUCCGGACACACAGAAGCCCAUACAAUGCCCGUACGGUGAGGACUCGCCCUGCGACCUGCAGCUGGACAUGGACAUGGACUUGGACCUGGACCUGGAUGCCGAUAAAAUCGACGACCUUGAGCAGAUGGUCCCCAGUGGUCAUCAGCGGCAUCGCCGAAAGCAUCGGCAUCGCCACAAAAAGCGACAUCGGCACAAAAAACCCAAAAUUCUGGUACAGGACUUGGACACUGAGGUUGUUAAGGUAAUCGAUCCUCAUGAUCUAUCCCAGCGUGCCCGCUGGACAAUAAUUGCCACCGCCUGUUUGUUACUGCUCAUGUGCCUCAUGUUGAUUGGGGUUACUUUGCGUAUGGCUCCGAUUAUCGAUGAUAUGGUGCGACAGGAGAACGAGCGGAACAUCCGCGAGAAUCUGGAGCGCACCUGGAUGAUGAGGAACCGCACCGAAUUGAAUCUGCAGCGCCAGCAGAUGCAGGAGAUGCAGCUGCACGUCGUCCCUUGAGCGGAAGGAAGGAAGCGACACCGCUGCACCAGAUGCGACCGGAUGAGAUGUCAGCGCGAGCUGGAAAUGCCAGCGGUUGGCAACAAGACGAACAAGUUUGUGGCAGGAAGCCGAAGGACCCUUCUGCCCCCUUCGUCCUGCAAUCCCCCAACUCCUUUUUUGCCCCCGCCCCCCGUCAAAGUUAUGCGCACAAAAGCUACAAAGAAUAACAAAGAAUACAAGAAAUCGAAGCAAAAGAAAUUGUUAACUAAAAACUAAAUGAGGAUGGAGCACUCCGAAGUGCUCGGCUAAAGCUAAAGUUAAUGCUAAUUGUAGUUAAGUCUGCCCGAGCGGAAAUCACUUGUUUUAUAUCUAACUGAGAGGUAGACUCCACUUAGAGCAAACCAGAAUAUGAAAUACAGUCAGUGGUCGAAGAAAAUCAAAAGUGAUGAAGUUUAGUCAAUAGUUAAAGCGUUGUUUAUAGAGUUACUUCGAUGGCAUUUUAAAUGUUAGAUCGGGAACGUUCUGGUGUUCAAAAUCGGCCACAAACAAUUUAGAAAAAUAAAACCCAAAAUUUUUAUUCUCCGAAAAUGCGUCUAAAAAGCCCAAAAAACAAAAUAAGUUUGUACUAUUUUUCACAGUAUAUUUAAGGCAUAUUUUCAGGUGGUUUUAAAUCACCAGAGAAUUAUUCAACAAUUUUAAAUUUACAAAAAAAUUCACUUACAUAUAAAAAUUUAUGAUUUUACAACUGAAAAUUUGAUGACGAAAUUGUUUACCAGAACGAACCUGAUUGUCCUGUAAUUAUUGUGCUUAGGAUGUGUUCUAGUUGAGGCUGCAGGACGACGCCAACUGGAAGGAGCAAUUAAGCGAAAGGUUUCGAUUGUUCAGUUGAUUAGCCAAAUGGUUUCAAUUUUUCUUUAGCGAGCAUUCCCCCUUUGGUUAUCCCCACCCGAAAACUCCCAUCCUGAAUGGCGUCGACUGGGCAGCUGGCGAGCGGAGAAAGUUGGUCAAUAGUUACGUCUGAAGCUAAGUUGUUAACUGAAAAGUACUCCUAAGUAAAUGUUAAUAGCAAUAAACAACAGAAAAGUUUUUGUAUCUCUUAGAAGACGUUGGAGAAGAGUUAGAGGAUGAGCGCAAGCACAAGUAUCAAGUAUUCCAAGAAACAUUUUGAGUAAAAAUACGAUUUUCAUAGGCUAACAAUAAUUGUAAAAGAGAAAGGGCAGCAGAGAAACAUUCAAUAGAUUUACUCGUACUUGGAAUAACAACUUGUGCCAAUGAAAACCCAGAAAAUCCUAAUGUGGCGUAGCGUAAAUUAAUAAACAAUUUAAUAAUAGCAACAAGGAAGAGUUAGAUAAUUAGCGGAUCGAUGUGAAACUGUUACUUAAGUGCAAAACGAGCUUGUUGUCGAAUUAAUUUUUAAAUGGAUUUAAACUAAGUGAAACUAAGCUAAAUGUUAAAUGUUUUUUUAGGUGUUCAAUGUUACAAUUAAUUUGUGGUCAAGCAGCCGAAAAGAGGUCGAAUUGAUUGCCCAGCCUUUACCAAAUGAAUAAUUUUACGAACCUGUGCUAACUCAGUUGCAAAGUUUAACGACAAAAUUUAGCUUAAAGCAAACUUCUAUCGGUUUCAGCCAAACGGAGCGUUGAAAGCUUGAAUACAAAGUUGUGAACGAACUUCCCUGUCCGCCCAACUCAUCUCUCUGCCCAAUUAACAAUUAUCCGGAAAUGUAUUUUACAUCGCAAAUGUUUCCCAGUUUUCGCCCGAAUGCACAAAGGCAAUUUAAUAGGUUUUUGGAUUCUGGCGUUAAAUUAAUGUGAGAUCCGCAGAUAAGAAUAUUAUUUUGUAUCCACAAAGCUAGCUUUUGUAUACUCACCUGCAUGUCUGUUA
Drosophila takahashii is the source of this 4634-nucleotide messenger RNA. Its product is annotated as pneumococcal serine-rich repeat protein. The record is from RefSeq and is a predicted model, not a curated record. Lineage: Eukaryota; Metazoa; Arthropoda; Insecta; Diptera; Drosophilidae.